GUGCUGACGUAGGGCGGCGCCUGUGAUGGCGGACAGUGGCGCUGGAGACUCACCGAGAGAGAGCGCGUCAGGCAGCAGCAACAGUAGAAGUGCUGGUGAGUCGUUGUCGGUGCUCACACUGCAGCCGUUUGUCCCGGCGCCCAGGAAUCUCCGGGCCCGCGUUGUACACAAUCUCCGCCCGGUGUAAUAUGUUGGGGAGGGAGCCCCUGGAGCACGACAGCAGCGGGGACGAGCCGGGAGACUACGGUGAUAUUUAACAGGAACGCCACUCAGACCGCAGCCAGAGGGACGCGGCCAGCAUGAAGUUCGCCGAGCAUCUAUCCGCCCACAUCACCCCCGAGUGGAGGAAGCAGUACAUCCAGUAUGAGGCUUUCAAAGAGAUGCUCUAUGCAGCCCAGGAUCAGGCUCCCUCCACUGAAGUUACCGAUGAAGACACUGUAAAGCGAUACUACGCCAAAGUCGAAGAAAGGUUUUUCCAGGCCUGCGAGAAAGAGCUGGCAAAGAUCAAUACCUUCUAUUCAGAAAAGCUUGCUGAAGCCCAGCGCCGCUUCGCCACCCUCCAGAAUGAACUGCAGUCGGCGCAGAGAGAGGGCACCAGUGUGCCUGGGCUCCGCCGGCGCCGCAAAACCGUCUUUCCCCUUUCCCACGAGGAGAGGGUCAAGUCCCGUAACAUCAAGGACCUGCAGCUGGCCUUCAGCGAGUUCUACCUCAGUCUUAUCCUUCUGCAGAACUAUCAGAAUCUUAACUUCACUGGCUUCCGCAAGAUCCUCAAGAAGCACGACAAGAUCCUGGAAACGUCCCGAGGGGCCGACUGGCGUGUGGCCCAUGUGGAGACGGCCCCCUUCUACAUCUGCAAGAAGAUCAACCUGCUGAUCACAGAGACGGAGACGUUGGUCACAACAGAGCUGGAAGGGGGAGACCGGCAGAAGGCCAUGAAAAGACUGAGAGUGCCUCCACUUGGAGCAGCUCAGCCAGCUCCAGCUUGGACCACCUUCAGAGUUGGACUGUUCUGCGGCGUGUUCAUUGUCCUGACAGCUACGGUCAUUCUCACAGCCGUGGCCCUGAAAAAAAGCGGCAAUGUGUGGCCCCUCGUACGGAUUUAUCGCGGUGGAUUCCUGCUGAUAGAGUUCCUCUUUUUGCUGGGCAUCAACACGUACGGCUGGCAGGCGGGCGUCAACCAUGUCCUGAUUUUUGAGCUAAACCCACGCAACAAUCUGUCCCACCAGCACCUUUUUGAGAUUGCUGGUUUCCUCGGAGUCCUGUGGUGCCUGAGUAUCCUGUCCUGCCUCUAUGGACCCACCUUCAUGGUACCAAUGCAGGUCAACCCUCUCAUCCUUUAUGGAUUCAUGUUCCUUUUCCUGAUCAACCCAACCAAGACUUUCUACUACAAGUCCCGUUUCUGGCUGCUGAAGAUAUUGUUUCGUCUCUGCACCGCUCCAUUCCACAAAGUGGAGUUUGCCGAUUUCUGGCUGGCUGACCAACUCAACAGUAUGGUGACCGUCCUGAUGGACCUGGAGUACAUGAUCUGCUUCUACAGCUUUGAGCUUCAGUGGAGCGAGACCAACGGCCUCCUGCCGGGCAAGAUUGAAAUCGCCUUUCUUAACCUGACCACACCUGAACCUUCGGCAGUGCGGAUCAGUGGAUCAUCUGGCACCAAUAGAGAGAAGUGCCAAGCCGAUGUGACCUUGGUGUGGAGCUGA
This is a messenger RNA of Polypterus senegalus (gray bichir), 1700 nucleotides long. It is a transcript of the gene xpr1a, whose product is annotated as xenotropic and polytropic retrovirus receptor 1a. The record is from RefSeq and is a predicted model, not a curated record. Gene Ontology annotation, molecular function: inositol hexakisphosphate binding. The transcript is spliced from 11 exons. NCBI's taxonomy places the organism in Eukaryota, Metazoa, Chordata, Cladistia, Polypteriformes, Polypteridae. Gene Ontology annotation, biological process: cellular response to phosphate starvation; phosphate ion transport. The coding region runs from base 300 to 1700 and encodes 466 amino acids. Gene Ontology annotation, cellular component: Golgi apparatus; cytoplasm; plasma membrane.